CAGCCACUGUACGAGUGAUUACAUCGCUAUUUAUUCGGGUCCGACCACGUCAAGCCCGUUGCUGAAGAUGCUCUGCGGCAAGGAGAAGGCAGCAUUGGUACAUGACGGUCAAGAACUCCUCGUCGAGUUCAGAACUGGUCCCGAGGUAUCACCUUUCGAUUACAAUGGUUUUGUCGCGGUACUGAAUUUCAUAGAAAUGACGACGGAAGCUCCAACAACGAUUGCUGUUGAAAGCACAAAUAAAAGCGUUGAAAUGAUGAAGUCCGGUAGCUAUAACAACCGCGACUUACACGAUCACCGCAAGGAUCAAGGUGCCGUGAUCAACAGUUGCGACCUCGAGGUGAGCGGUGAGAAGGUACGGGCAGGUCACCACGACACCAGGGGCAAGCCAAAGUCCACGACAUGCAGACUCGUGUUGCGUGGCCGCGCUUACGACACGGGACACGUCUCCUUAGCCAGUUACAACCUCAGUGCGCAGUCCUGCCAAUCGGCGAUCGAGAUAUUCGACGGUUCGCCGGAGAGCGGGAUGCUGGAUACCGCCAACUCUUUGGAGAGGAUCUGCAGCCCGGCACAGUGGUUCCCACGGGAACUCGCGGGUCAGGAUAAGUACGUCGAGCCAAAGCGUUACUCGUCCAAUGGUCGGGACAUGACGGUGGUUUUAAGGCGCGCCUCAAACAGCCCCACUGACGAGGAGUAUAUGGAGGUCUCGUAUUACUUCCACGACGAACGUGAGGGUGGCACUCAACAGCCUGCCAGCGUAUGCGACGUCGAAUAUUACGGAUUGACGUCACCAGUGGAAGGCUCGGUGGUGCAUCCGGAGCCGCACCGAUUAUUCGCCAUGGAAGGUCCGGUGAAGUGCAGGCAGCACUUUAUACCGGCGCCCAACCAGUCGGUGGUCAUUACUGUGAAAGGUAGCACGAAACAGACUCCAAACAGCCCGUGCGAGACCAAGUGCGGUGACAGCGGCUGCCACUGCGUCAGCAAGUCCGUGGAGAAUAUGGACCACCUUCUGCUUGUCUCCGAGACCGGACACAUUGUCACGUGUCUCUGCGGAAAUUACCAGGACUGGCUUCCUGUGGGUAUUCGUAGCUGGACUCCGGUCUACAUCGAAUGGUCGAGGUCGUCAAGGGCGGGCCUCAAUUUCCACGCGGCCUACAAGUUUAUCAAUGACACUUACUGCGGCGAUCACACGAUGGCGGAACCGGAAGGCGAGGUCAAUGGUGGUGAUCUGGCGAGCGCCGGGCUCAAGCUAAAUCAGUAUUACCAGCAGAAGUGCACGUGGAUCCUGGACUCGGCGAUCGACCGGCAGCUCAUCAUCGAAGUCAAGUCCACACAGAGCCGACCCUGCACUGCGUGGAAUCUGACAAUACACGAAUACAGAAAGGAGGGCGAUCCCGCCGGACCCAGAUUGCACACGUUCUGCUCGAGGGAUUCGCACAAGAAUUUCACCCUACCGUGGAAGAUGAAUACCGCGGUGGUUAGACUGCAAGCCCUCGGUAGAACCGCGCCGCAGUACACGAUGAGAUGGCGAAGUCUGACGGUGAUCGCCAACACUCGCAAAAGCGGACCAUCGCCAGCACCAAACUGGCACGUGAAUUUCUCGAGUAAAACGGAACCACGAGGGACGGCUUUUCUCGUUUUCAUCGUGUUCACAAUACUGUUCGCGCGUUCGUUCGAUUGUUAAAAGCGCGAACUCGAGGUAAAAGAAUCGCGUCUACACACUACCUGUUCCUGUUAAUCGAACGAGCCUAAGUUAUAUAGAGUCACAUAUGUACAUAAACUUGUGAGGACUCGUGCCCCGGAAUCCUCGUUUUACGUCGCCCGAUUUGUAAGAAUGAAUUUUAAGAUGGAUCACAUCGUGUUGCGCUGAUCGAGAACCGAGAUUUUCCACCGACUGGCUCGUUAAUUCCUAACUGCAUAAUUUUCACGAAAGAAACAUUUUAGAUGCGGAAAGGGAAUAUCGCACGACCGUAUACGCGCGACAAAUAAUAAUUCGGAGACGAGACAUUUUUAACUAAUCUUUCUGCUAUAUUUUUCACUCUACAUACGAUCCAUUUUUUACGAUACGAUGGAGAAUUAACGAACCAGUUUACUGUUCUUCUCGAUCAAAUCGUACGUGCACAUAUAUGUAUAUGUAUAUUAUAUUAUGUGCCCAUAUAUGUGCGUACAUCAGAUUUAAAGAGAAUAAUGAUCGACAUUUGUAAUGAGUGAUUAGCUUGCACAAUCUGUUAUUUGAAUCAGAGAAGAGUCUGGUCUAUGAAGGUUUUAGGUCGUUCAUUCGACUGAGUUUAAAACUUUUUGUGCCCUACACUCAAAUAAAUGAUAAUAUUGAUUAUAAGAUUUUAUUGUUUUGCUGUAAUUAGAAUUUAAACAUUAUUAAUACAUGUAUAUAGAUAUUCAGUAUUGUAGAACCCGUUCACUCUGCGCCUCUCAUUUUCUAAAAUGUUUUUACAAAUCGAUAGUUGCUAAAUAAAGAUAUAACCGAUAUUGUUGUACAAUGGCAAUGUAUGCAAUUGUUUCUGAAAAUAAUAUAUGUAGAGCGUUA
Messenger RNA from Nylanderia fulva, 2545 nucleotides. NCBI's taxonomy places the organism in Eukaryota, Metazoa, Arthropoda, Insecta, Hymenoptera, Formicidae. The record is from RefSeq and is a predicted model, not a curated record.